Molecule: messenger RNA, 6237 nt
Organism: Plasmodium inui San Antonio 1
Lineage: Eukaryota; Apicomplexa; Aconoidasida; Haemosporida; Plasmodiidae
Exons: 3
Coding region: 1-6237 (2078 amino acids)
Source: RefSeq, a predicted model, not a curated record
AUGUAUAUGCAGAACUCCUCGUCGAAUAACCUCUUCCGAUCAUUUAACAACCAAGGAAACAAUGCAAAUAAGGGGAUCUUUGGAAAUGCAAACGUCCAGUCCAACCUACCGAACACGGAUCACUCGUCCAUUUUUGGAGUUUCGAAAACAUCGCAAUCGAACAAUGCGCUGGUGGAUAAGAAUUUGUUUAAUAUGAACACGAGCUCCAGUGUAUUAAGUGGAAAUAAAGGGAUCUACGACAAUAUGAAUAGUCAGUCCAGCUUAGGUAACAAAAAUAUCUUUGGAGGGUCAAGUGUAGGAAAUAGUGGCAAUCAAGGAAAUAUGGGAGGAAAUAAUUUAUUCAUGAAUUCAAGUAAUCAAAGUGGCUUAGGCAUGAAGAAUAUUUUUGGGGGAACGACAAAUUUAAAUGCUCCAGGAACGAACUUAUCCAAUAAAGGGCUUUUUGGAGGCAUGCAACAGAAUAAUCAGAGCUCUGCUCCAUCUUCCAGUAACCUUUUUGGCAAUUUGUCGUCUAAUCAAGCGAGCUCCGGAAAUAUGUUUGGAAAUUUAGCCUCGGCUAAUCAAAAUAAGGGAAAUAGUUUAUUUGGCCCAUCGUCUCAGUCUAAUCAAACAUCAGGAAGUAACAUGUUUGGGAAUGCAUCCCCCAUGGGACAAAAUAAGGGUGGUGGGUUGUUUGGAGCGCUGCAAUCGUCUACUCAUGGCAAUACGGGUAACAGCAUGUUUGGAAGCGCUACCGGUGGAAUGAGCCAAAAUAAGGGAAGCAGCACUCUCUUCGGGGGGAUGUCCGCCACCACGCCCACUAACACAGGAUCUGGAAAUAUCUUCGGAAAUGCAUCUUCAAUGAAUCAGAACAAGACCAGUGGUGGUCUUUUUGGAGCGUUGCAAACGUCUAAUCAGGGUAAUACAAGUAACAGCAUGUUUGGAAGUGCUACCGGUGGCAUGAACCAAAAUAAGGGGAGCAGCAUAUUUGGUGGAUCCUUUGGGACGGCGAAUCAAGGAUCAGCACAGAGUAACAUGUUUGGCAAUGCAUCAUCGAUGGGCCAAAAUAAGGGUGGAGGUCUUUUUGGAGCGCUGCAAUCGUCUACUCAGGGCAAUACGGGUAACAGCAUGUUUGGAAGCGCUACCGGUGGGAUGAGCCAAAAUAAGGGAAGCAGCACUCUCUUCGGGGGGAUGUCCGGCAGCACGUCGACCAACACAACAUCUGGAAAUCUCUUCGGAAAUGCAUCUUCAAUGAAUCAGAACAAGCCCAGUGGUGGUCUUUUUGGAGCGUUGCAAUCACCCAGCCAAGGCACAACAAGUAGCAGCAACAUGUUUGGCAGCUUCGGAGCCAGUCAGGCAAAACCAGCCACGGGUGGAAACCUCUUUGGAGGAAUGUCCUCAACACCGGGGACGAGUGCAACUACUGGGACGGGUAGCAACCUCUUCGGGACCACAGUCCAGGGUAGCCAAAAUAAAACCGGCAGUAACAUUUUUGGGACAAUGUCAGGAAGUACACAAGCUGGAAGUAGCAAUAGCCUUUUCGGUGCAACAACUUCUCCAAGUGCCAAUAUGGGAGGUAAUAAUGUGUUUUCAUCAUCCAUGACAACGCCAACGAGCCAAAAUAAAUUUAAUAAUAUAUUUGGACAGGUUGGAACAGCUGGUCACAGUACAUCGGUGAAUUCUGCUGCCACGGGAGUUUCUUCCACUCCAGGAUUAGGAGGAGCAACGCAAAGUGGUAGCACGAGUAAUAUCUUUGGAAGCGUAUCGACCGGUACGAAUUUUGGUGGAGUGGCUGACAGCAAGAAUAUAUUUGGAACAUCGUCUGGUUUUUCGUUGGGCUCGGGAAAUACCGGUGCGAAUUUCACCGCUGGAGCUGGAGGAGUGGGCACCGGAUUAAGCACAGGAGGAGUUGGACUAGGUAUCGGAUCCAAUUUGGGAACGACCAUGGGGACAAGUGUGGGCACCAACAUGGGUUCAAACCUAGGCUCAAACCUGGGUUCCAAUUUGACAUCAAAUAUGAAUGCCAAUUUAAACUUGGGGGCGGGUACCGGCACCGGCGCCAAUGCCAACGCGUCGAGCAUAUUUGGUGGUUUAGGCGGACUAAACUCCAAUUUGGGUGGCAGCACAAUGAUAGGUAGUACCGGUUUGGGUCAGAAAAUAAGCACAAGUGCAGCAGGUGGAGCGUCAACCAAUAUGUUCAUAGGAAAUAAGAAUUUGGGGCCUAAUAACACUACAUUGGUGAGCACGCAGAAUAAUCUCCUGUUAGGCGAGAAGGGAAAGGCAAACAAUUUCAUGGCACAAGAAUUUAAAAGUGAUCAAAAGGACGAAUUAGGUGGUAGCAAAGACCAUUUAGACAAGUCCGUUGAAGAGUUAACGAUUAUAAAGAAGCAGGAAGGCAUUUUCGAUCAGGCGUAUGAAGAGGAUGAGGUGUUUAGCGAAAAGGAAUCAGAAGGGACCUUUUACAAUUAUAUUAAUUUAAUUAUAAAUGAUAACAUAAACGACAUACAAAAGACAACGUUUUCUUUAUUGAAUGAUCAUGAUUCGUUAAUGUGGGAUAAUUUUAAAAGUAAUAUUUUUAAAAACUUUGUGGAUUAUUUGGUGAAUUUUAAGCAGAAAAAAAAUCAAAAGGUUGUUAAGAGCAACGUGUUAGAUCUGGAUCAACAUGAGUUUCAAAUUUUAAUUUGGCUAUACAAUGUGAACGCAUACAAAGUUGAUUUUAUUCCCUUUAAGAGCUUUUACUACUUAUUGUUAAGUGAUACCAAUUUAAAUUACUCGAAGAUUUUUAUCGGAAAUGUAGACAAGAAUUUAUUUCCUGGAAGCUUUGUUGAAGUGAACGACCAUUACUACAUGAACUCGAAGAACCACUUCUUCAAAUCGCAGAUAAGUAAGUACCAGGAGAGUGACACAAUGUCAAGUCGGGAUAGAAGGCGAGGCAAAAGAAGAGGGACAAACGCGACAAAUAUAAACGCGCUAGAUGUGGAUUCCAUUUAUAAGCAAGUUUUGAAAGACAUUCUAAAUAGUCUACUAAAUAUGAAUUUGUCCAUAACGAGGGAAAAUAUAAAAAGAAGGGAAAAGGAGGAGUACUACGAAAACGGGGAUAACAACAACAAUAAUGGUAAUAGCAAUAGUAAUGGUAAUAUGAGCGGCAAAGAUAAGCUCAAUUCGGCCUCCAACUACACAUAUGAAAAUUUACUGUUAAACUAUUUGUUCGGAACGUUGCAACAUUUGCAUGACAAGUUUUACAGAAUCGAAAUAAGCAACUAUGUUGCCAAGGAUUUAAACCAGAUUGAUGAAUAUUUUGUGGACUCCAAGUCGAACGCCAUUUUUUCAUACUGUUAUGACAAUUUUUAUAAGAAUGAAAUGGACAAGGAAAACUGCACUAUCCAUUUUUUUUUCUACCUAGUUAACAUAAUGUUUCGGUGCGGAAAUUACUUGGGGCUAAUCCAGAUAAUUAAGGGGGACGAAUUUGUGAAAAAUUUAAGCAUUGACAGCUACCUGUACGACUUUGUAAUAUUACUGAUAAGAAUUUUAUUUUUAAUUUAUAAUAAAAGUAACGAGAUAAGCAUCUUCGAGAAUAUGAAGGUGGAUUUUGACUGCACCGACAUUUUUAAAAAAAAGAUCAACAUGUCAGUGUUGAUUAAUUUUUUCCACUCAAUUAUUUACCUCUGUGUUAACAACAUUUAUGCUUACGAUUUGCUGUGCGUUUUGUUUUCUGACAUUUUUUACAAAAAGGGGGCCAUGUACAUCAAUCGGGACAAAAAAAUGGAGAUGAAAAAUAUUUUUCAUUACAGAGAGGGGAGAAGCCCCGGCUAUGAGAACAAUCGUGACGAUGAUGGUGAUGACGAUCUUGAUGAUCAUCAUCAUCAUGACAGUCGUAUCGGGCCGAAUACAAAUGACUACAAUAGAGAGGGUGGUUAUUAUAAGGGCAGAGGGUACAAUGGGGGGGAGGGGGCAGCUGCAGGGAAGGAUUCCAUAAGAGGAAGGCGGUCAGAGCAAAGAUCCAAAAGUCAAUACAGUGACGACUACUACGGUGAUUAUAGCGAUCUCCCUUAUGGUGAGCAGUACGAGGACUAUUAUGAUGAGGGGUACGUGGGCCCCCCGAGGAACGGCGGUCGAGGUAGUAGAAAUCCUAGUAAUCUCCGCAAUGGAAGUAGACGACACCCCAACGAUGACCUAAUCGAUGAUGAACGGAGAAAUAGCAGACGUAGCAGUCGGAACAGAGGCGAUGCUAAUAAUAACAAGACUAACAACUCGAUGAGGGGCUACUUCAGCAGCGAUGAGAACAGCAACAACGGAAGAGCAAGGAAAGGGAAAAAAGGCAAAAAUAGAACCUUCUUUUUUGACAUGUUUACAAAUAUGCUUCAGAAGCCGAAGAAAUCCCAAGAGGAUGAAUUUGGAAACAUCGAAAUAAAUGAAGAGAUGGAGGACAGAAUGAACAGAGAUUCGGAACACAUAAGUUACAUCGAAUCUUUGGGAAUCACCAACAGGUAUGGCUAUAAUUUUGAGUACUGCAAUAUCGAGACGAGUAUAUGGAUCGAAUUGACUUUGUUUCUUUCGAAGAACUUUGACUUGUAUGGAAGUAAAUUUCAAGAGAAUUUUGACAUCAUGGAUGUUAACUUAAGUUUUUGCAAUUACGAUGACGAUAAUAAUGCCUUUUUAAAUGACACAAAAUAUAGGAGGGAGAAAAUAAACAGCAAAAUUGAAAAGUUAUUCAUUUGCAUAUCGCACUGUCUUGUCAACGAAAAUAAAGAUUUUUUUGCCGUCUGUUCGAAACUCAAGGUGGAUGAAGUCAUAAAUAAUUUUAUUGUGGUGGAUGGAAAGAUUGCAGAAAAGGUUAAGGGCAACGUAUCAAAAAUUUUAAAAAAUAAUUUCGUGCUCUACAUUAAGCUAUUUUACUACCUCCUGUUAGUGGGAAAUAUUUACACCACGGUUGCGUUUUUAUCGUGUAUAUCGAGCAACGUGCAGAGGAUCCUCCUAGUGCUGACUAUAUUUUUGCACAAAAAUGACAUCUUCGAGAAUGACCAGUUGAAUAAUAUAAAAUUAAAGACGUUACAAUUUUUGAAGUUAAAAAAUGAAAGCGACUCAUUUUUGGAUCAUUCCAUGAAUGGUAUUAAUGACGAUGUUUCAUCUGCCGCGGCGACAGUGGCGGCCACAGCUGUGGAAGCCACGGCAAUUGUGGCCACCUCUGUAGCAGACAGAAUGAAUUUAAUCAAUCUGAGCUUGAAUAGUAUUGACCUCCCCUUUGACUAUUUUGUACUUCGAAAUAAUAACAUUAAUAUUCUGUUAAAAAUAACGUAUCUGCUUAAUUUGAAGACAAGCUUAAGUAUCAAACUGUUGAAGAGUAUUGUGCAGGAAAAUCAAGAUAUACUCUUGCACGAGAGUGUAAUUGGGCAGAUAAAUAACGACGGGAAUAUACUUUAUGGGAAAUUACAUGACUUUCUCUUCUUAUUUAAGAAUAAAGUGAAAAUGAGAAAGGACAUAAAAUGCUACUUCUUAAUGUACUACGUUUUGUACAAGAAGAAACUCUUUCAUAAUAGUAAAUUAUGUAAACAUAAAAAUGAAAAUGACGAAGAAUAUCAUUACAAGUGCAGGAAUUUUAAGUAUGUGCAAAGCAAGAAUAUUAACACAUUGAAUAGGAUAUCCUUGGACAACUCCAUCAUCAGUGUGCAUUGCUCCAUUCUGUACAAAAUAUCUCAGUUUUAUGCCAUCCUGGCGUACUUUGCCAACCAGAGGAAGAACUACAUCAUUUCGUUCAUCUGCUACUACAUCUUGAAGGACGAGCAGAGCGCCAUAAACUCCUUGAUUAGGAUUUACAACGACGAGCUGAUAUACUACUACCACAACAACGAGCGGGAGUACGUCUACAUCCGCAAGUGUGCCUUCCGAUUUUAUCACUUGGCCAAGAACAUGUGGCCCUCAAACGUUAAGCUGGAAUCAAUUGAAAACAAGUCGUAUCUAAUCCUGAGCAUCCUGUUCAUGAAGAGGAAGAUGUUCGAAGAGGCCUUUAUAAUCUUUUCGUCCAGCCUGAUUCCGGACAACAUGCUGGAGAAGCUGUCCACGGCGGAUUACUACAACAUCGAUUUGUCCUCCAACUUUUUGAUGACGCUGCGGGAACUGUGUCGACAGAACUAUCAGAUAAGCGAACUGGUAGGACAGACCACUCUUCACGCCGUUGUUAAAUUUUUGCUGCCUAUCAAGGACAAGUUGGAUGCACAAGUUGUGGAGAGCAUCAACUAUCUGAGCUCAUUAAGCUUUUAA